AUGGCUACCAUUUGCGAGGAACCUCCAAGUCUUCUCCAAGACCUCAAGAUCACUAUCCAAAACGUUUCCCUUGUUUUUCCGUCCCAACGAACUGAGAGAAAAUCCAUGUUCUUGUCAAACAUAGACAAAGUGCUCAAUUUCCCUGUAGAGACCGUCCAUUUCUUUCCAGCGCACAAGGAUUUUCCUCCUCGAGUUGUGGCUGAGAAGCUUAAAAGCGCAUUAUCCAAAAUCCUAGCGCCAUACGAUUUCCUGGCUGGAAGAUUGAGGUCGAAUCCUGAAACCGGCCGUUUAGAGAUUGACUGUAAUUCAGCUGGAAUAGGUUUUGCCGUGGCCUCCAGUGAUUACGCACUGGAUAGUCUUGGAAACUUAGUUUAUCCUAAUCCAGCUUUUGGGCAACUGAUUUACAAGAGCAUGGACAACUUGGAACAAGAUGAUCAACCACUUUGCAUUGUCCAGGUGACUUGGUUUAAAUGUGGUGGUUUUGCCAUGGGCAUAUUAACCAACCAUGUGACUUUUGAUGGAUUAAGCUUCAAGAUCUUCUUAGACAACUUGGGUGCCCUGGCAGCUGACAAACCACUGGCUGUCAUCCCCUGCAAUGACCGCCAACUUCUAGCCUCUCGAUCCCCGCCAUGUGCCAGCUUCCCUCACCUUGAGCUGGCCAAAUUCAAGGACUCGAACCCUCCCGUCUUUGAUGUCACAUCUGAAGCCCUAGACUUCAAGGUUUUUCGGCUGACCUCCCACAACAUUGGACAACUCAAGGAGAAGGCCAAGGCGUCUGGCGGAAAACGAAACGAAGCACGCAUUACCGGUUUCAACGUGGUGACGGCGUUUGUAUGGCGAUGCAAAGCCUUAUCAUGGGACAAAGAAACCAUCCAAGGGAGCAACCUUGAUAGGGUUUCUAAAUUGCUUUACGCGGUUGACAUAAGGGCUAGGCUGGUUCCUCCAUUGCCAAGAUCAUACGCCGGCAACGCGGUGUUAACAGCAUAUGCAAUGGCCAAGUGCAAGGAGAUAGAAGAAAUGGAAUUUUCAAGAUUGGUGGAGCUGGUAUCGGAGGGAGCAAAACGAAUGACGGACGAGUAUGCAAGGUCAGCAAUAGACUGGGGAGAGAUAUACCAAGGGUUCCCAGAUGGGGAGUUCCUGUUGUCAUCCUGGUGGAAACUAGGGUUUGAUGAGGUGGAUUAUCCAUGGGGGAAGCCUAGGUAUAGUUGCCCUGUGGUGUUCCACCGGAAGGAUAUUAUCUUACUAUUCCCUGAUAUUGAUAAAAACAAUGGAGUCAACAUCUUGGUGUCUUUACCAAGCAAGGAAAUGGACAAGUUUCAGAGCCUCUUAAGGAACUACUUCGCUUAAUUAAUUAUUAGAGAACUCAAUUUCAGUAGGUGCAUGCGUCUAUUGUGUUAUUUUGUAAUUGUUUAAUUAUUACGGAACUCAAUUUCAG
Molecule: messenger RNA, 1435 nt
Organism: Durio zibethinus
Lineage: Eukaryota; Viridiplantae; Streptophyta; Magnoliopsida; Malvales; Malvaceae
Gene: GLC
Product: HXXXD-type acyl-transferase family protein
Molecular function (GO): acyltransferase activity, transferring groups other than amino-acyl groups
Source: RefSeq, a predicted model, not a curated record